Messenger RNA from Desarmillaria tabescens, 5333 nucleotides. RefSeq lists its product as uncharacterized. Lineage: Eukaryota; Fungi; Basidiomycota; Agaricomycetes; Agaricales; Physalacriaceae. The transcript is spliced from 17 exons. Gene Ontology annotation, molecular function: nucleic acid binding; ATP binding. The record is from RefSeq and is a predicted model, not a curated record. Gene Ontology annotation, cellular component: cytoplasm. The coding region runs from base 1 to 5172 and encodes 1723 amino acids.
AUGGCUGUCUCUCCAAGCUCAGCUGAAAGCGAACUUCUCGACGAUAUCAAUGAAAGUUGGUACUAUCAGGCAACGAAGAAGGCCCGAUGGAUGGAUUUGAUAGGAGAUUACGCAGGCGAUGAGCCUUUCAUCAUUGAUGGAGAAUCCCUCUUACAAAGUGUCUUAGAUGAUCCUCUCCUCGCCAUUGGGCGUAAUGAUGGCAUCUUUCAGGCUUUACACGCUAUGUACAUCCUCGAGAAUACCCUGAAAAGUUUCGUUUCACGAAAAGCUAACUUUGAGGUUAUUUUUUGGCGCAGACAAACAUCUUUCGUGCACUCUUCGCGACACUUGGCACGACAAAUUCUUCUCAAACAUUUACAGCAACUCUCCAGCAUCGUCCCAAUGCAUCAGUUCGGUGAUCUGCAAGACGAAUUUUGGAAGAAGUAUGAAGCCUCCAGAAAGCCUAUGUUUGUGCUCAUAAGCGAUAGCGUCCCCAACCGCGACGGUCCCGCUGAUAGUCUUCACCCUGGCUACAUCGCGUGUCAACGGAACUUCAUCUUCGAAAUCCUAUCCUUUGGCUUACCUGUAGCUUUACUCAACGGGUUGGAGUUCAGAGACUCCAAGAUCUUGUCCUUCAUCAUUGAAAGGACGUCUGCUACUAGGAACUCUGUCCCUCCUUGGCCUCCAGUCGCACCAAUAUACAAUCAAAUGGAUCUUGUUAGCCAAAAAUAUGGCGUCUCGGAGAUAUUUCAGUGUUCUGGACCGUUGUCUUGUACACAUGAAGUACUUGAAAAGAUCUGUCAGCUAUUCUUCGCUGAUGAUUCAUUCUUUGGGUCCAUAAGUUCGUCUCAGAAACCUUUAAUGGAAGAACUUUUAGCUGCAUUUCUUCUUCACAUCUUCAACCUUCCGGAGCUGCCUCUGAAGGCUCGAAUUCAAUCCCCCAUCGAAGUCCAAUCGGAUUUGCAGGACACUUUGCGACAGUCUUUCCUCCCCCGGCUUUUCUUUUCGGCCUCUUCCGUUCUCCAAAAGGCCACUGUUGGUCUGGAUAUCGAUCUCCGCAUCUUUUUCGUACUCCUUCAGUAUCUCAGCCGUGGAACGCCUUUGGCUUCAGCUGUUCGCGCUGAUAUCAUCACACAGGCAAAGAAUAUUUGGCCCGAUGACUGGGAGAACGAUUCAGAUCUAGAAGCAUGGGAUGCAUCUGACUCCGAAUCUAAAACGAGCCCUCCGGAGCCCAUUCUGAUAUCCACAUCUCAAACGCAAACUCAACUCCUACCGUUCUCCCACCCCGUCUUCGACAAGGCACUCCCUUCACUCAAAAUCCCCACCGCCGCUGACGAUCAACCACUUAAGUCGAGCGAAUUCCUCAACUUUUCGGUAUUGUUUUCGGAUACACGUCACUGGCAUAAUAGCAAGAAGAUCAUCGCCCCUGGCGAGAAGCCUCCGGUCGUGAAUUGGCGUGUUCUCCGUUCCAACCAGCGGUAUAUUGCCAAUUUGCAACGCCAAGCGGAAACAUUGACGGGAGCGUCGGGCAGAGGGCUUCAACAGAUUACUAUUACUGUUGAUUCUGCAGCAUCGAAGAAGCAUGAAAACGGUCCUAACCUCCUUACAUUUCAGAAGAUUAAGACGACGAAGCCAGUCAAACUCACAAAGAAGGAACAGCUGAAGAAGGAUAUCCAGGAAAAGAAAGAUGCUGAGAAGGAGAGCCAGACACGACAAUGGUUCCUUAAUCAGCUGAACGCUAUGUCCGACAAGUCGACCCAGCAGAAGCUCGAACUAUUGGAACAACUGACUCGUAGUCCCCGUAUGUCUGACCCUUGGCUUGCCGUCGAGCAUCUCAUGUACAAGGUGCAUCUUCUCCUCAAGAUGUGGAUUGAAGACCCCGAUCACGAAAAAGACUGUGUUCGAGAUCGUUAUACCGUAACAAUCAUGCGACUCGUGAAGAAUAUCUGUGACAAAGGUGCUACUACUGCAGCGCGAGGGAAAGCGUUAUCUGCAGUCCUGACGAGUUUUGGUUUCUCGACCUACAUUGACGAGUUCGUUACGAUAGCAGAGCUGCCAACGCCUUGUCCGUUGGCCUUCGACUUUGUGAAGCUGGUUCGAUCCAAGGGAGACGUUCUUUAUCCCUGGAUGAAGAUAACCGAGCAUCCUAUUGUCUGGCAGCUCCGACUCUUUGGACCAUAUUUGGACCGUUCUAUGGAUGGUAGUUUUGAUAGGCGUGUCAAUUUUGAUCCUGAUGCCUGGCAAAAGAAUGCUCUGGAUUGCAUCGAUGAUCCCGACCAUUCUAUGCUUGUCGUUGCUCCUACUAGCGCCGGAAAGACAUUUAUCUCAUUCUAUGCGAUGGAGAAGGUUUUGCGCGAGUCAAACGACGGGAUUCUGAUCUACAUAUCCCCGACGAAGGCGCUUGUCACUCAGAUUGCUGCCGAGGUUUACGCCCGUUUCAACAAAAAGGUUCCCAAUGGGAGUUUGUGGGCAGUCCAUACAGGGGACUACCGUAUCAAUGAACCGCACAACUGCCAGAUUCUUAUCACCGUGCCAGAAAUACUUUCGACUAUGUUGUUAUCUGCUCCACUUGCUUCCAAAUGGACACCUCGAAUCAAAAGAAUUGUUCUCGACGAGAUUCAUUGCAUCGGUCAGCAGAAAGGAGGUUCUGUUUGGGAGCAAAUCAUCCUUCUAGCCCCAUGUCCAAUCAUUGGAUUGUCGGCAACCAUUGGAGCACCGGAGACCUUCAACGACUGGCUUGCAUCAGUUUCACGAACGCAUGGAUAUAAGCACACAUUCAUUCAGCAUAAACACCGCUAUUCGCACCUUCGAAAAUUCUUCUAUCGUCUGGAUGGAUUGGAGAGCCUACGACCAUUUCAAGGACACGAAUCAUACAAGCCGACAUCUAGGAUGAGGUUCCUCCAUCCGUUGUCAACAUUGGCCUUUGGUCCGCGGGAUCUGCCAGAGGAUUUAUCGCUCGAGCCUUCUGAUACGCUGUCGCUCUAUGGCGCAAUGAGCCAACACGAGGAUCUGUCCAUUAAGUUGGUCAGGCUUGACCCUAUUCGAUUCUUUUCCUCUGUCAAAGGAUUGUUGAAGCAAAAGGACAUCCUGCAAUAUGAAACUGAUCUCAAGAUUACGCUCGUGGAUCUACCACUGUCGUCUCGGACCGAAGUUAUCUACGAUCUUGCAGACAAAGACAUCCCGCAAGGCCCAGAUGAUAAGGAACCUAGCCGCCAGAGCUUCGAGAGGGGACUUUUACCGCUCGUUGCUGACCUUCAUGCUCGCGGGCAACUGCCUGCCAUCCUAUUCAACUUUGACCGAGCCGACUGUGAAGAUGUUGCAGAGUUGCUUCUGAAAGAACUCAUGGAGUCAGAGUUGGCCUGGAAAUCAAGUAGCCCAGAGUGGCAAAGGAAAUGUCAGCAAUGGCAGAAGUGGAAGGAUAGCUCCAAGGCUCGCAUCCGUGAAGAUAAUAGGGCGAAGAAAUCGAAGCGUAAGCCUGAUCCUGAUGUCAUCGAACAUUCGGCCGCGACAGAAGCCCCAGCAUGGGAAAGCACUUUUGAUCCUGAUGCACCGUUGGACAAUUUCUCGUUUGCGGGUUAUUACUCUGUCGAAGAUUUGAACGACUCGAUCAAUGGUAUCUGGUCGGGGUACUGGAAAUUCAAGCCCGCACUAUUGGCUGCACUUCGACGGGGGAUAGCAGUUCACCAUGGCGGGCUGAAUAAGAUUUAUCGAAGCUUAGUUGAGAACCUAUUCCGGCGGGGAUAUAUCCGAGUCAUGAUCUCGGAUGGGACGCUUGCCCUUGGUAUCAAUGCACCUACGAGGACUUCUGUGUUCUGUGGCGACUCACCUAGUCUUUCGGCUCUUAUGUUUCGUCAAUGCGCAGGUCGUGCAGGUCGCCGUGGAUACGAUCUAUUGGGAAACGUCGUCUUUUAUGGGCUUACUCUCGAUCGAGUGCAACGUCUUGUACUAUCUAAAUUGACUUCCUUAGGAGGCACAUUCUCGUUAACCCCGACACUGACAUUACGGUUAUUCAGCCUGCUGUACGGCUCAAACAAUGCGAAAGUGGCCGUAAGUGCCAUCCAGAGCUUGAUGGAGCUACCGCAGAUCAGCUUUGGGUCACAGACUGGGAAAAACCAACUACUUUAUCACCUACGCUUCAAUAUUGAGUAUCUUCGCCGAAUACAUCUUCUGGAUCGGGACGGAAAGCCCAUCAAUCUCUAUGCGGUCUCGGCGCAGCUCUAUAAUACCGAACCGAGCAAUUUUGCAUUGCCAAUCCUUCUUCGUGGAGGAAUACUGCAUCGAAUAUGCGCAGGACCAUCACCAAAGUACAACUUUAUCCUCCUCAUGUGCUACCUUUUCGGGCGUCGGUACUUGGCCAGCGCAGCUGCGAAUACUCAGAAUGUAAAGAAACUCCAAGCUCUCGUAGUUCGCUUCCCGUCUAUAAUCAUUCUUCCUCCUCUUCGCGUCGACGCGCGCAAAGUCCUCGAGGAACAUGAUAGAGAAAUCCUCGGGAUUUUCACAGAGUACACCAAGGCCUAUACGUCUCAGUAUUGUUCAGAACUUGGCCCCGACGACAUGCUUCCUCUCAGUGGGAUAAAAUAUACGGGCACCCCCUCCACUGACGGCUUCCGUGCGCACCUGGAAAAUCAUAUCCAACCUGUCUCUGUGCGAUCCAGCUUCGUGGCCACGUCAGGGCAUUUCGAUGAAUUUCGCUCGGUCGAAGAGCUGGUGCGGUCUGCUCGCUCUGGCCUUCAUCUCAACGAGCUUGCCAUCCCGUCAAUGACCCGAUUUACAGCCGUACAGGGCAACACUUUCGGUUCUGAGCAUGCCCUCAACGCGUAUCUACUCGAUUUUUAUACGCAUGGCCAAACUUCUGCCCUAGAAAGCGCUAACGGUAUUCAGCGAGGCGAUGUCUGGUACCUCUUACGGGAUUUCGAGCUUAACUUGAUGGUGGUCAAAUCAUCUUUGGAACAGCUCCUGACAGACGCAUCUAUUGAAUCUGGAAAAGCUGCCGCUCCGUCUGACGAUGUGGGGUCAUCGGACGGUGAUUUCAUGGCCGAUCCAGCAGAGGCAGACGAGCUUUCAGAUGAUGGUGGGGAUGUGGACGGCUUCAAAAGAUCACCUGGAACGAGCGCUGAGGACUGGCGUAUGUAUGAGGUCGUAAGGGAUGCUACAGGAGAAUUUAAUGAAAAGUUUAAGAGCAUGUGGGCUUGAUGUGCAUCGAUAGAAUGUGUAUAGACACAGUAUAUUGCCUAAAUCACAACCUCUGCGCCUGAUAUGUGUACUUACAGUGAAAACACUUAUGACUCAGUAAUUUCGCCGGUGCAUUAACCGACCUCUAGAAUUUUCUAGGUCAUUAUACUCUAUACAGGAAG